Molecule: messenger RNA, 3676 nt
Organism: Helianthus annuus (common sunflower)
Lineage: Eukaryota; Viridiplantae; Streptophyta; Magnoliopsida; Asterales; Asteraceae
Product: serine/threonine-protein kinase RUNKEL
Exons: 12
Coding region: 330-3545 (1071 amino acids)
Biological process (GO): phragmoplast assembly; protein phosphorylation; cytokinesis by cell plate formation
Molecular function (GO): ATP binding; protein kinase activity; microtubule binding
Source: RefSeq, a predicted model, not a curated record
UAAAACGUUUUCAAAUUCGAUUUUCAGCAUCCCCGCUCAAAUCUUCACUCUCUCUCUCUCUCUCUCUCUCUCUCUCUCUCCAAUCAGUAAGCCAUUUCUCUCUGCAACAAGAUCCAAAACUAGGUUAAUUGUUGAAGGCGAACGAUCCAAAAUCAGUAAUAUAUCUCCGAUCAGUUCUCUUUCAAGCCGGUAGUGUUCAACUGACGAGGCGAGAAUUCGGAUCCUUCAGCUAGAAAAAGAAGCUGACGGCGAACUUGCAUAGGCUGAUUUUCUGCUGCUUUGGUGUGGUUCACUACUUAGGCCACUGAAAUCCUCCAUCAAUCUUCAACAUGAAUAAUUACCACAUAUACGAGGCAAUUGGCCAAGGAAAACACUCGACUGUGUAUAAAGGGAGGAAGAAGAAAAGUAUUGAAUAUUAUGCACUUAAGAGUGUCGAUAAAUCUCACAAAAGCAAGGUUCUGCAGGAAGUGAGAAUUCUUCACUCAUCGGAUCAUCCUAAUGUACUCAAAUUUCAUGCCUGGUAUGAAACUUCUGCUCAUUUGUGGCUGAUUUUAGAAUAUUGUGUUGGAGGUGACCUCAGGACAUUACUGGAGCAGGACAGUAAACUUCCGGAAGAUUCAGUACACGAUCUAGCACGGGAUCUUGUUAGAGGUUUACGGUAUUUACACUCAAAAGGAGUCAUCUACUGUGACUUGAAGCCAUCAAACAUUUUGCUGGAUGAAAAUGGUCGUACAAAGCUUUGUGAUUUUGGGUUAUCCAGAAAAUUGAGUGAUAUAUCCAAAACACCUUCUUCACUGUUACCGCAAGCAAAACGUGGAACUCCAUGUUACAUGGCGCCUGAGUUGUUUCACGAUGCCGGAGUUCAUUCAUACGCUUCGGAUUUUUGGGCUCUCGGUUGUGUUCUAUACGAAUGCUAUGCUGGCAGACCUCCAUUCAUAGGAAAAGAAUUCACACAGUUGGUAAAUUCAAUCAUCACAGAUCCGACUCCAUCCUUACCGGGCAAUCCUAGCCGUCCAUUCGCUAAUCUCGUCAGUUCUCUUCUUAUAAAAGAUCCAGCCGAAAGAAUCCAAUGGUCCGAAAUUUGUAGUCAUGCGUACUGGAACUCGAAGCUGACCCCACCGGUUUUACCCCCUCAACCCGCUUUCGAUAACAUGGUUGAACUUUGUUAUAAACCUUGUCUUACCGAACGGAAUCAGAACAAAACCCCACCGAGAAACCGAGCCACGGUGGGCCCCACUGAAAGAACGAAAUCAGAACAUAAUACACCUAAUAGAGGUGUAUCGAGUGGUCGAAAGAUUCAAUCUAAAGGUAGUGGUAAUACAAAGGGUGUGAAUUUGCUACGUCUUUCGAGGAUAGCGAAAUCGAAUCUGCAGAGGGAAAAUGAAAAGGAGAAUUACCGUAGGCCGUUGCCGAAUACGAAUUCCGAAAAUGAAACUGAUGUUCGAAUCGAAAACACUGAUAUGGAGCUCGAUUUUAACGAGAACAAUGACGACGACACACAAGACGAGCCCGAAAUGGUGACUGUGACCUCUACCCAAACCGUUGAUGAUGAGAAUUUGAUUGCAUCACCAAUGGUUAACAGUAACACGCCUGCAACAGAUGAUUCUAGUAGAAACGACGAUGAAUCCUCUGCGGAUCGUAUUGAAGUAGAUGCUACUCCACCGAGUGCUUCACCGCAACCGAAGAUUAAAAAGGUUCUAGAAGGUUCAGGUUCAGAUAGCGGUGCGGAUAACAUGUCGACAGUUCUUUGGCAUGCAUCUGACCUCUCGGUUCGACCUGUGAUGCCAAGUAAAAAGUCUGACCUCUCGGUUCCUUCUCUUCCGUUCGAUGCGGUUCCAUCGUCUGAUUUUGUGAAAUUACCAAAAGACCAAUUAGAAGUAGUCACGAAAUGCAUCAUAAGCAUCCUAAACGGAAACACUUCAGUUGGUGAGAAGCAAAACGUGAUCAAAUAUCUUGAGAUUUUAAGCUGUAGUGUGGAUGCAGCCAAUAUUUUGACCAAUGGUCAAAUAAUGCUUGUUUUGGUCAAAAUGUUUCGGCUGUCUAAAGUCUCGGGUUUGCGGGUACAACUUGCGUCACUUCUUGGGUUGCUAAUACGACAUUCUACUGUUAUAGACAAUGAUUUAGCAAGUUCGGGGAUAUUGGGUUCAUUAAGCGAAGGGUUAGUGGAUCGUCAAGAAAAGGUCAGAAGGUUUUCUAUGGCUGCGUUGGGUGAGUUGUUGUUUUAUAUAUCAACUCAGAAUGACCAACCGAAAGCACUUAUUCCACCUGAAAGCCCGUUAAAGGAAAACAAAACCUCAUCAGGAUGGCAGGUACCGAAUACAUUAAUAUCACUAGUAACAUCACUUUUGCGGAAGGGUGAAGACGACACCACUCAACUUUAUGCGCUAAAAACAAUCGAGAACAUCUCAAGCCAAGGCGGAUAUUGGGCAACCCGUUUCACCAGCCCGGAUGUAGUCAACAAUCUUUGUCACAUAUUCCGAUCACCCGCAAAACCAGAGACAAUGAGACUUACAGCCGGAUCAUGUCUAGUCCGUUUGACGCGUUUCAACCCGCCCACAAUCCAACAAGUAAUGGAAAAACUCAACUUCAAAGAAACCGCAAACGCGGUUUCCAAAGGAAGCCCACGUGAGCAGCAGAUCUGCUUAAACCUUCUGAACAUUGCAAUGCUCGGCAGCAAUCUUUUCGCCAAUAUAGGCCGCCAUUUGUUACCGUUAAUAGACGAUAAAAGCCUUGUACCGAAUUUAAUAUCGCUUAUCGAACACGGGGGUGAAGUUUUACGAGGAAAAACGCUCGUUUUUAUUACCCUUCUUUGUAAAAACCGAAAAAGAUGGCUUCCACAUUUUUUCUAUAAUGUGAAGCUUUUAACGACGGUGGAUAGGUUGGUGAAGGAAAAGGGUGUUUAUCUGCAGCAAUGUUUAGAGGCGUUUAUAAACGGUGUGGUGUCGAUUAUACCGGGGUUACUGGAUAUGAUUAUUGCUGAUAUUAAGCAACUGUCUGUCGGGAAACGGCAUCUGCAAGGUGGUGGUUUAACUGGCAAAGGUGGUGGUGGUUCAAAGACCAGUUUGCCACUUUUUUCGGUGGUUCUUAAUCUUCUUUGCAGUUCAUCGUUUAAACGCAGGGUGGUUGACUCUCAGAUCCUUCUGCAACUCAAAGUUCUACUCAAAUUGGUCGAAUCACCGUUUCAGGGACGAGAUGAUUUUCUGUUGACCCUUUUACGGGUUUUUGAAGCAAUCACGGAAGAAGGUUCUGUAAUCGAGGAAAACCACACAACUUUUGUCAUUGAAAUUCUCCCGAGUCUGUCGGUUCUUUGCAAAGGAAGUAAAGACGGAGAUGCAAGAUUCUUAUGCUUAAAAAUAUGGUUUGAGGUGGUUGUUAAUAUGCUAAAUGAAGCACCAAAGGAUGCCCGAAGACUAGAGGUUUUGAAAUCAGUAUGCCGUGAUCAUUUCAUCCCAAUGCUUCCGAUGUUAAUGGAGGAUGAAGACCCAACUCCGAUAUAUGCACAGAAACUACACGAUAUGCUGCUGGAGUUCAAUGUUAUCGUAUAAUAAUUAAUUAAUGUCUUGGUUUCCUUUUGAUGUAAUUCAUGGUUUGUAAUGCUAUACAUACACUCGUUGUUUUCUGAACACAAAGACUUAAGUUUAUAUUUAUUUGAAUGGUGCAUGUAGUUGCCAGUAUA